Nycticebus coucang (slow loris) is the source of this 6519-nucleotide messenger RNA. RefSeq names its product N-acetyltransferase 10 (gene NAT10). Gene Ontology annotation, molecular function: ATP binding; tRNA binding; 18S rRNA cytidine N-acetyltransferase activity. The transcript has 29 exons. Bases 262 to 3339 code for a protein of 1025 amino acids. Gene Ontology annotation, biological process: rRNA acetylation involved in maturation of SSU-rRNA. NCBI's taxonomy places the organism in Eukaryota, Metazoa, Chordata, Mammalia, Primates, Lorisidae. The record is from RefSeq and is a predicted model, not a curated record. Gene Ontology annotation, cellular component: 90S preribosome; nucleolus.
CGUUGGGGAAGGUCCCCUCGCUCGCGGUCGCGGCGCCGUCAGAAUGCUGGCGCUCGCGCUGCCUACUAGCGUCACCGCCGGACGCGCCGGGAAGUGGGGUGAGCUGCGAUGGUCCACGGCCGGGCAUCCGCUUCGGGCGGCCGGUGCGCACGCCCCUUCCGGAGUCGCUCUGCGUCCUCACGUGUUUCCGCUUCGCUGGGAUCUGCCGGGCUCUAGACGCAGGUAUCCCACGCUAGAGGGCUAAGGUGAUACUCUUUUACCAUGCAUCGGAAGAAGGUGGAUAAUCGCAUCCGGAUUCUCAUUGAAAAUGGGGUGGCUGAGCGGCAAAGAUCUCUCUUUAUUGUAGUUGGAGAUCGAGGAAAAGAUCAGGUGGUAAUACUCCAUCACAUGUUGUCUAAAGCAGCUGUGAAGGCUCGGCCUUCAGUGCUGUGGUGCUACAAAAAAGAACUGGGGUUUAGCAGCCACCGGAAGAAAAGAAUGCGACAGCUGCAGAAGAAAAUAAAGAAUGGGACAUUGAACAUAAAACAAGAUGACCCCUUUGAACUUUUCAUAGCAGCCACAAACAUUCGCUACUGCUACUACAAUGAGACCCACAAGAUCCUGGGCAAUACCUUUGGCAUGUGUGUCCUGCAGGAUUUUGAAGCCUUAACUCCAAACUUGCUGGCCAGGACUAUAGAAACAGUGGAAGGUGGUGGGCUGGUGGUUAUCCUCCUACGAACCAUGAACUCACUCAAGCAGUUGUACACCAUGACCAUGGAUGUACAUUCCAGGUACAGGACUGAGGCCCAUCAAGAUGUGGUGGGAAGAUUUAAUGAGAGGUUUAUUCUUUCUCUGGCCUCUUGCAAGAAGUGUCUUGUUAUUGAUGACCAGCUCAACAUUCUGCCCAUUUCCUCCCAUGUCGCCAACAUUGAGGCCCUACCUCCACAGGCUCCGGAUGAGAGUCUUGGUCCUUCUGACCUGGAGUUGAAGGAGUUGAAGGAGAGCUUGCAGGACACCCAGCCCGUGGGCGUGUUGGUAGACUGCUGCAAGACCCUAGACCAGGCCAAAGCCGUCUUGAAAUUUAUUGAGGGAAUCUCUGAGAAGACCCUGAGAAGUACUGUUGCACUCACAGCUGCCCGAGGACGGGGAAAAUCUGCAGCCCUGGGUUUGGCUAUUGCUGGGGCAGUAGCAUUUGGGUACUCCAAUAUUUUUGUUACCUCUCCAAGCCCAGAUAACCUCCACACUCUGUUUGAAUUUGUAUUUAAAGGAUUUGAUGCUCUGCAGUAUCAGGAGCAUCUGGAUUAUGAGAUCAUUCAGUCUCUAAAUCCUGAAUUUAACAAAGCAGUGAUCAGAGUGAAUGUAUUCCGAGAACACAGGCAGACCAUUCAGUAUAUACAUCCUGCAGAUGCUGUGAAACUGGGCCAGGCUGAACUCGUCGUGAUUGACGAAGCUGCUGCCAUCCCCCUCCCCCUGGUGAAGAGCCUACUCGGCCCCUACCUUGUGUUCAUGGCGUCCACCAUCAAUGGCUACGAGGGCACUGGCCGGUCACUGUCCCUCAAGCUGAUUCAGCAGCUCCGUCAACAGAGUGCCCAGAGCCAGGUCAGCACCACUGCUGAGAACAAGACCACAACAACAGCCAGAUUGGCAUCAGCGCGAACGUUGCACGAGGUUUCCCUCCAGGAGUCAAUCCGAUAUGCCCCUGGGGACGCGGUGGAGAAGUGGCUGAAUGACUUGCUCUGCCUGGAUUGCCUCAACAUCACUCGGAUCAUCUCAGGCUGCCCCUUGCCCGAAGCCUGUGAGCUCUACUAUGUUAACAGAGAUACCCUCUUUUGCUACCACAAGGCCUCUGAAGUUUUCCUCCAACGGCUCAUGGCCCUCUAUGUGGCUUCUCACUACAAGAACUCUCCCAGUGAUCUCCAGAUGCUUUCCGAUGCUCCCGCGCACCAUCUCUUCUGCCUUCUGCCUCCCGUGCCCCCGACCCAGAAUGCCCUUCCUGAAGUGCUUGCUGUCAUCCAGGUGUGCCUUGAGGGGGAGAUUUCUCGCCAGUCCAUCUUGAACAGCCUGUCUCGAGGCAAGAAGGCUUCUGGGGACUUGAUUCCAUGGACAGUGUCAGAGCAGUUCCAAGAUCCAGACUUUGGCGGUCUUUCUGGUGGAAGGGUCGUGCGCAUUGCUGUUCACCCGGAUUAUCAAGGGAUGGGCUAUGGCAGCCGUGUGCUGCAGCUGCUGCAGAUGUACUAUGAAGGCAGGUUCCCUUGUCUGGAGGAGAAAGUCCUUGAGACAUCACAGAAAAUUCACACCAUCAGCAGUGAGGCUGUCAGCUUGUUGGAAGAGGUCAUCACUCCCCGCAAGGACCUGCCUCCUUUGCUCCUCAAGUUGAAUGAGAGGCCUGCUGAGCGCCUGGAUUACCUGGGUGUUUCUUAUGGCUUGACCCCCAGGCUUCUCAAGUUCUGGAAGCGGGCUGGAUUUGUUCCUGUCUAUCUGAGACAGACCCCGAAUGACCUGACUGGAGAGCACUCGUGCAUCAUGCUGAAGACGCUGACUGACGAGGACGAGGCUGACAGGGGAGUCUGGCUUGAGGCCUUCUGGAAAGACUUCCGACGGCGGUUCCUGGCCUUGCUGUCCUACCAGUUCUGCGCCUUCUCCCCUUCCCUGGCUCUGAACAUCAUUCAGAACAGGAACGUGGGGAAACCAGCCCAGCCAGCCCUGAGCCGGGAGAUGCUGGAGGCGCUCUUCCUCCCCUAUGACCUCAAGCGGCUGGAGAUGUAUUCACGGAACAUGGUGGACUAUCACCUCAUCAUGGACAUGAUCCCAUCCAUCUCCCGCAUGUAUUUCCUGAACCAGCUGGGGGACCUGGCCCUGUCCGCUGCUCAGUCAGCUCUUCUCUUGGGGAUUGGCCUGCAGCAUAAGUCUGUGGACCAGCUGGAAAAGGAGAUCGAGCUGCCCUUGGGCCAGUUGAUGGGACUUUUCAACCGGAUCAUCCGCAAAGUUGUGAAGUUGUUUAAUGAAGUACAGGAAAAGGGCAUCGAGGAGCAGAUGGUGGCGGUGAAGGAUGUGGUCAUGGAGCCCACGAUGAAGACCCUGAGUGAUGAUCUGGACGAAGCAGCAAAGGAGUUUCAGGAGAAACACAAGAAAGAAGUGGAGAAGCUGAAGAGCAUGGACCUCUCUCAAUACAUAAUCCGUGGGGAUGAUGAAGAGUGGAAUGAAGUUUUGAACAAAGCUGGGCAGAACGCCUCAGUCGUCAGCCUGAAAAGUGACAAAAGGAAGUUGGAAACCAAACAAGAACCCAAACAGAACAAGAAGUUGAAGAAAAACAGAGAUAUGAAGAACAAAAAAGAUAUGAAACUGAAGCGGAAGAAAUAGUGAAGAGAACCUUAGGCAUGAGCGCCGGCCAUGAGGGAAUACCUGACUUCUCAAACUCUCUGGCUAGGCUGGGCAGCAGAGCCCCCAGCGAACCCAGAAGCUGGCUGAGAGUACAGUCUUCUGGGCCUGACUUUGUCAGGUGUGGCCGGCCUGGCUGAAGGCGCAAAGUCACUCCCAAAUGGGUCUGCUUAGAACUUGAUGGUGGGGCAAACCUCUGGCAUUGCCAGGGGUCUGUUUCUACUCCCCCAAGUGCAGGACGCUUCUUUUUGCUUGGGACCAGCUUUCCAGGUUCAUUCCCACACAUGUGGAAGCCAUACUGACUCUCAGAUCUCUCAGACUCUUAAUUGUGUGCACAGCUUGUGAGGCUCAGAAGGCUGUUUGAUGGAUGACUGUGUCUCUCUUCAUGGACUUACACAAGCACCCUGAGGCCUGGAGCAGGGGGAGCUCUGGUUCUCUCAGGUGGUGGCUGUGGCAUGCCACCAGGGUUUGCUGGGGCUGUGUACACUUCAUCUCCUGGCUCCAGGCCUGCUGUCCUCUCUGUCCCAGAAUAGUCUGUGCCCUUCCCCAGUUUAGGUAGGAUACCACAUCCUCUUAGUCCCCAAGGCCUGUUAUUUCAUCCAUUUGGGCAGAGAUGUUGGGAAGGGCUUCUUUGCUAGCAGUGGUGAGGGAAGGGAUAGAGAAUCUGUUUUUAAUAAAUAACAUCCUGGAAAGGCUAACCAUCUGCAGUGUUCAUGAAAUCUACACAUGUAGGGCCAGGCAUGGUGGCUCACACCUGUAAUCCCAGCACUCUGGGAGGCCAAGGGUAGAUUUCUUGAGCUCAUAGUUUGCGACCAGUCUGAGCAAGAGCGAGGCCCCAUCUCUAAAAAUAGCUGGGUGUCGGGCACCUAUAGUCCCAGCUACUCAGGAGGCUGAGGCAAGAGGAUCACUUAAGCCCAAGAGUUUGAGGUUGCCGUGAGCUAUGGUCCAUGGCAUUCUACCCAGGGCAAUAGAGUGAGACUCUGUCUCCAGAAAAAAAAAAAAUCCACACAUGUGAAAGUUGCAGGUUGCCUUACUUCUUUGGGUGGAUUUGGCUGCAAGGUAGAACCUGCAGGGUGUUGGUCUCAAGGCCAAGGGUGGGCAGUGUGGCUAGGGUGGUCCCAGCCCAGGAGCUUGUAGUAGAAGUGGCAGGUGCUGAGUGGUGUUUUGGUCACUUUGAGGGGCCUGGUGUGCUGGCUGGAUGUAGCUACUUGCCUCCUUCCCAACUCCUGCCAGGUUAUUUGGUCCCUUCCAUUUGUUGGAGACAAAUUAUCUGGUGGCUUCACACAUACUCUAGUACAUUUGUUUGAUGAUGUCCAUGUUUCAAGUCCAAAUAGAAUGUUUCUGAAGCCCUAAUAUGUACUCUGUGGAAGUCUAAGUGAAGGACAGAAGGGAAGGGGAGCUUCUGGACCAAAGGGUAUUAAACAUGCAUCUCCCAGACCAGAUGGGGACCUGGCCUUUUGUUCCUGGAUCUGCAUCUUCCUGCUCACAGACCCCUUGCUCCCCUGUUAAGUCUGUAGGAAAGUUUGCUGAAGGAGGAUAUAAAAACAAUUUUUAUUUAUUUUCUCAGGUGAGAAAAUAAAUUUUCUCUGCUGAAUCAAAGAGGAUUUUCUGUGGAGAGUGGCCGAAAUCAGAGUUCAAAUCUUAAAAAUGGUCAGAGCUGGAUGGUAUCUUAAAAGUUGUCCAGGCACAUCCUAAAGGUGAGAAAGGCUUUGUUCAGUGUCUUUAGCCCCAGCGCCUGUUCAGCUGGUUCUAUCCUGGUGUGCAAAGUGAGAGGGGCUCUGAAGCCAGACUGCCAUGCCAGACCGUGUGACCUUGGGUUACUACCACUGCCCUCCCUGGGCUGAGGUUGAAAAGGAAGAAGAGCUUAGAACAGUGGCCAGCAUAUAGCAAAGUGCCCAGCACAUAGCACAUGUACACUGGAUCUCUGGAUUUGGGCUCUCUUAUAUCUAACUCAGUUUGCUUGCUCAGUUGCACACCAGCUUUGAGAACACUGAAGACUGGCUAUGUUCUAAAAUUACAACCUGAGCUAGAAAAACAGAGUCCCACUUAGCAAAAAGCGUGCACUUUGCAGGCAGACCUGUCUGGCUCUGUGUAAUAACUCUGUGUAUCCUUGGACAAGGCCCUUUUAUUCACAGCUUGUGCUCCUAAACAGGUCUCUGCAUUUUGUGGUCAUGAUCUUGGGUUCUCCUUCAAACCUGAAAAGGCACGCCUCCCCCAGACCUCACCAUCUGGCCCCCAGACAGAGUGACAUCUGUAAAGCUUGGCUGUCUCAGGAAAUGUCACUUGUGAAAUGAAUUCAGAUAGGCCAGCUAUGAAUGCUGUCACCGGGAUGGGAAAGGGACUAAAGCUGAACAAAGAAAGUCCUAAAUGGUCAGCCCCACCCCCAAGCCCAUUGGGGGCUAAUGCUGGCCUGAUUCAGUGCUUCCACUGCUCAUCUGGCCUGGCCUCCCCAGAGGGCUCUGGAGUGACCAGGAGACAGGACACAAAGACGGCUGCUGAGGCUGGGAGGUGGGGGAGGGGCAGAAAUAAGUGACCGUCACCUUGGAAAAAUGUAGACUCAUUAUCUGAGGCCAUUAUAGUACCAGCAGCCAGUCUGUAGGCCGGGAGGAGGGGAUAGGGCUGGAAGCCCUUUGGGCCUGAAUAGGCAAUUUCAGGCUACUAGAGAAGAGGAUGCCCUUCAUUCUGUAAACAAUUGGUAAAGUUCAUCAUCUUGAAAGACCACCUGAAAGAGAAAGACCUGAGGCUUCUUGCUUUGGCUGGUUCUGUUGAGACAGCUGUGAUCAGCCUCCAUCUGGCUUGGGGGACUUCUGCUGGGAAGGGGAGCAGACCGCAGAAAGGAAAGUGAAGUGUCAGGAGCAGGAGACCAGCCAGGCUGGGAAGGAGUCGGUCUUAGUGUUAGCCCUGUUGGCCCAGGAGUGGACUCUGGCACCCUCCCAUACGUAUAGGAGUGUCCUUUGGAGCUGAAGGCCCAGCACUGGCUUCAGUGAUGCUGGCCUAUCAGUGCCUAUAGACAGUGCCGGGAGAGAGAAGUCCCUGUGUGGAGAAGCCCUGUGCCCAGCCCCUGGUUUCCAAAGGUGCUGGUACAGAGAAGUCGACUCUGCCGUCCCCCAGCCUGCCUGUGGCUGCAGUAGCUGGAGGGGAGUGGCCCUGCACUCUGGAAUG